Molecule: messenger RNA, 5677 nt
Organism: Protopterus annectens (West African lungfish)
Lineage: Eukaryota; Metazoa; Chordata; Ceratodontiformes; Protopteridae
Gene: RERE
Product: arginine-glutamic acid dipeptide repeats
Exons: 22
Coding region: 977-5407 (1476 amino acids)
Biological process (GO): regulation of DNA-templated transcription
Cellular component (GO): nucleus
Molecular function (GO): sequence-specific DNA binding; chromatin binding; transcription corepressor activity
Source: RefSeq, a predicted model, not a curated record
CCACGCGCUGUGGGAGUCCGGCCCGUACUUUGGCGGACGCCACUGUUUGUUCUCAGUGAGUGAGUAGAGGGUGUAAAGCUUGGCUGGUGUCUGGGUAAAGAAAGCCCAGGUCAGGCAUGUGCGAGUGGCUUCUUAUCAACUGACGGUACAGACACACAGAAAGAGAACCGUGCUGAGGGGAAAGGUCGCUUAUAGGGUGACCGGUGAUUUUGGGAUUUCCGCGGCGUACAAGUCGCCCACGUCCCCGCCGCUGGGCGGUAAGCGGCAGGAGAUGCUUGGUCGGCGGUUGGCAGCAGUAGGAAGCGACGACGACGGUGGCGGCCCUCCUUUGUUUAAUGAGGGCUACUACCUAGGCACUGUCUGGUAGCGGCAGUGGAUGGGAACCCCUGCACCGUGUCUUCCUGACUUUGUUCAGCAGUUGCCUCAGGCCAAGGAGAAGGAAGGUCCUUCGGGGUCAGUUGGAAACAACUGCUCACAUCGUGGGGAACUUGUUCGCCGUCACCUCCUGGAAUUUAAAGAUUAACAGACUGGCGGGUGAGUAAAAAAACGCAUCUUUCAAGACACAACUGUGGUAAAGCUGUUCCGUAAGAGGACGGCUUGUGUCCACACACUUCAAAGAAAUCUGCUUUACCGUGGUGUUUGGUCCUGUUCUGAUGAUCACGGGGAGUGUCAAAUCUCAUUGAAGACCGGCUCAAAAAAACCCAAACACGAGUAGAAUAAAUGUAUGCGACUUGACUACAAUAUUUCUGAAUGAUCUUUGCUGCUGUUACCCACAUUGCAGAGCUAAUCGUAUUAAGAUGAUGCUGUUGGUUAUGGUUAUUUUUUAUCAAGUGCUUUAUAAAACCCUGGGGUGGUUGGAGUGGCUGAAUUUUUCCUGGAAUUGAGUGAUAAAUUCAGAAGACUGAAGCCCAGGCUAACUGUAUACCUUUCACGGAGGCCGAGCCGUGAGAGGACAGAAGAAGGCACGUGGCGAAUCAUGACGGCUGACAAAGAGAAAGAAAAGGAUAAAGAAAAGGACAAAGAUAGGGAUAGGGACAGAGAGAGGGACAAGCGCGAUAAGGGAAAAGAGUGUGAGAGCUCACGUCCACGGCGCAGUUGUACUUUGGAAGGGGGAGGUGCUAAAAACUAUGCUGAAAGUGACCACAGUGAGGAAGAGGACAAUGAUAAUGACAAUGACGAUGCCAGUGCCACUACAGAGGAAUGUGUAAAGAAAUCCAAAAAGAAACCACCCAAAAAGAAGUCCCGCUAUGAGAGGGCAGAAAGUGGAGAAAUAACCUCAUUUAUCACAGAAGAGGACAUUGUUUACAAACCUGGAGAUUGUGUAUACAUCGAGAAUCAUCGACCCAAUGUGCCAUAUUUCAUCUGUAGUAUUCAAGACUUCAAACUGCCAUCGGGUUCACCCCCUAUAGUUAAAACAUGUUACCGAGCUGAUCAUUCACUAAAUCGGACAGAGAAGGUGAGUAAACGGGACCAUCUCUUAAUGAGUGUAAAGUGGUACUAUCGUCAGUCCGAAGUACCAGAUUCUGUCUAUCAGCAUUUGGUUCAAGAUCGGCAUAAUGAAAAUGUUCUAACAUGUUUUCCAGUUGACACUGGUCGAGAACUUGCGAUCACAGACCCACUCAUCCGGAGCCGAGAGCUGUUUAUUUCUGAUUAUGUGGAUACUUACCAUGCGGCUGCUCUUAGAGGGAAAUGCAGUAUAUUACAUUUUUCUGACAUAUUUGCAGUUCGAGAGUUCAGAAUACAAGAUGAUACCUUUUUUUAUGUUUUGGGCUACAAUCCAGAAACAAGGAGGCUGAACAGCACGCAGGGAGAAAUCAGAGUUGGUCCCAGUCAUCAGGCAAAACUGCCAGAAUUCCAGGCAUUGCUGCCUACAGAUUCUGAAGUAAUAACAGAGCAUGAAGAACUGGUGUGGAUGCCUGGUAUUAACGACUGUGACCUUCUGAUGUAUCUGAGGGCAGCCAGGAGCAUGGCAGCAUUUGCAGGAAUGUGUGAUGGUGGUUCAACAGAAGAUGGCUGCCUUGCAGCAUCACGGGAUGACACAACCCUUAAUGCACUGAACAUUCUACAUGAAUGUAACUAUGAUGCAGGGAAGGCUCUGCAGCGUUUGGUCAAGAAACCGGUUCCAAAGCUGAUCGAGAAGUGUUGGUCUGAAGAUGAUGUUAAAAGAUUCAUUAAGGGUCUUCGGCAGUACGGAAAGAACUUCUUUAGAAUCCGAAAAGAGCUGCUUCCUAAUAAAGAGACUGGAGAACUGGUUACAUUCUACUAUUACUGGAAGAAAACACCUGAAGCAGCAAGUUCUCGAGCCCAUCGUAGACAUCGAAGGCAGGCUGUGUUCCGACGAAUUAAAACUCGAACAGCUUGUACUCCUGUAAAUACACCAUCUAGACCACCUUCUAGUGAAUUCUUGGAUCUUAGUUCAGCAAGUGAGGAUGAAUUUGACAGUGAGGACAGUGAGCAGGAACUGAAGGGUUAUGCCUGCCGUCAUUGCUUUUCAACCACUUCCAAAGAUUGGCACCAUGGUGGAAGGGAGAACGUUUUACUGUGUACGGACUGUCGUAUUAAUUUUAAGAAGUAUGGUGAACUGCCAUCAAUAGAGAAGCCAGUGGACCCUCCCCCAUUUAUGUUUAAACCUGUCACAGAGGAAGAAGAUGGACUCAGUGGGAAACAUAGCAUGAAGACCAGACGGAAUAGAGGAUCGAAAACAACAGAAGAUGUGUCAUCACCCCUUAAGAGUGUAAAACGACCCCGUGAUAAGGUAACGUCUGACUCUGAAGAACCAGAGCAAGAUAACACAAAAAAAUCCAAAGCUCAGGAGAUCAGCAGGCCGAAUUCCCCCUCAGAGGGUGAAGGAGAAAGUUCAGACAGUCGCAGCGUUAAUGAUGAAGGAAGCAGUGAUCCAAAGGACAUAGAUCAGGAUAAUCGUAGCACUUCACCUAGUAUUCCCAGCCCGCAGGACAAUGAGAGCGACUCUGACUCUUCAGCCCAACAGCAAGUACUGGCAGCACAGCCUGCAUUACUUCAGACUCAGAAUGGCACAUGUGGACAAGCUCAGCUACCUUCUGCACCCUCACAGAUACCAGCUGCAGUGCCAGCAUCUGUCACUCCAACAGCAUUACCUCAGAUGUCACCUCCAGUGUCUCAGUCUCCUGUCCAACUACAGCCUCAGACUCACUCACUUAUACAGCAAGCACCUCAGUUACAUCCUCAGAGACUACCUUCACCACAUCCAUCAAUGCAACCUCUAACACAGGGGCAGACCCAAGCUUCAUCUCAGUGUCCAUCUCAAGCACCUCUCCAUGCCCAGGUCCAGCCUGUGUCCCACAAUUUGCAGGGACAGCCACACAUACAACACUCAGUACCUCCUCAGCCUUUUUCUGUUUCCUGUCAGUCAUCACAGUCUCAGGUUCCUGCUUCACCUCAAUCACAAGGUCAAGCACAUCUACAAGUUCAUUCUUCUGCACAAACACAGCCUCCACAGCCUCAACCUCCAAGAGAGCAGCCUCUGCCUACUGUAUCAGUGGGUAUGCCUCAUAUCAAACCUCCCCCUACUACACCCAUUCCUCAGCUUCCUGUUCCUCAGUCUCAUAAACACCCCCCACAUCCUUCUGGUCCUUCCCCUUUCCAAAUGAACUCUAAUUUACCUCCUCCUCCAGCACUAAAGCCUCUGAGUUCGUUACCAACACAUCAUGCGCCAUCUGCACACCCUCCUCCUUUGCAGCUUAUGUCUCAGACCCAGCAGGCUGCUCCACCAGCUCAACCUCCGGUCCUCACUCAAGCCCAGAACCUGUCAUCAUCAGCAAAUUAUCCUCCAUCUGGACUUCAUCAGGUAUCAUCACAGCCGUCUUUUCCACAGCACGCAUGUAUGUCUGGUGGGCCACCUUCUAUAACUCCAACAUCAGUACCUUCGGUUUCUGCACCUUCAUUGUUGCCUGGAAUUCCACCUUCAUCUUCAGUAACUACAUCUGUUGCUUCCACUGGCAUUGCUGCAGCUACAAGUUCUUCAUCAGUUCCACCUAUUCAGAUUAAAGAAGAACCCCCUGAUGAUCUUGAAGAACCAGAAAGCCCACCACCUCCUCCUAGAAGCCCCUCUCCAGAGCCUACUGUUGUUGAUACACCAAGCCACGCCAGUCAAUCAGCAAGGUUUUGUAAGCACCUGGAUCGGGGCUAUAACUCCUGUUCAAGAACAGACUUGUACUUCUUACCACUGUCAGGGUCAAAACUUGCCAAGAAAAGAGAAGAAGCACUGGAGAAGGCCAAGAGAGAAGCUGAGCAGAAAGCUCGGGAAGAGAGGGAACGGGAAAAAGAGAAAGAAAAGGAGAGGGAACGAGAAAGGGAAAGGGAGAGAGAGGCUGAAAGAGCAGCACAGAAGGCAUCCAGCUCUUCUCAUGAGAGUCGUAUUGGAGAACCUCAGCUUAGUGGGCCAACUCACAUCAGGCCUUCAUUUGAGCCUCCACCAACAACAAUCGCAGCUGUACCUCCUUAUAUAGGACCAGAUACACCAGCAUUAAGAACUUUAAGCGAGUAUGCCAGACCUCAUGUAAUGUCACCAACAAACCGCAGUCAUCCCUUCUUUGUUCCUUUGAAUCCUGCUGAUCCUCUCCUGGCCUAUCACAUGCCUGGUCUGUACAAUGUUGACCCAGCAAUAAGGGAACGAGAGUUGCGGGAACGGGAAAUGCGUGAAAGAGAAAUCCGUGAAAGAGAGUUAAGAGAAAGAAUGAAACCAGGUUUUGAAGUGAAGCCUCCUGAACUGGACGCACUGCAUCCUGCUGCAAAUCCCAUGGAACAUUUUGCUAGACAUGGGGCAUUAGCGCUUCCGCCAACAGCAGGACCUCAUCCAUUUGCUUCCUUCCACCCAGGUUUGCAUCCUUUGGAAAGGGAGAGACUUGCACUUGCAGGUCCACAGUUGCGGCCUGAAAUGAGCUAUCCAGAUAGACUGGCAGCAGAAAGAAUACAUGCCGAACGAAUGGCAUCUCUGACGAAUGAUCCUCUAGCUAGACUCCAGAUGUUCAAUGUGACGCCACAUCAUCACCAACAUUCACACAUACAUUCACACCUACACCUCCAUCAGCAGGACCCCUUACAUCAAGGUUCAGCAGCAGCUGUACAUCCUCUGGUUGAUCCCUUGGCAGCUGGUCCCCAUUUGGCCAGAUUCCCUUAUCCUCCUGGAGCAAUCCCUAACCCUCUGUUAGGACAACCACCACAUGAACAUGAAAUGCUUAGACAUCCUGUUUUUGCUGCAGCAUAUCCUCGAGAUCUUCCUCCACCCAUGUCUGCAGCUCACCAGUUACAAGCAAUGCAUGCACAGUCUGCAGAAUUGCAGAGACUUGCUAUGGAACAACAAUGGCUGCAUGCACAUCCGCAUAUGCAUGGAGCUCAUCUAGCAAGUCAGGAGGAUUACUACAGGUAACACAGAAAUGAUUCUGUCGACUGAAGAAAGAAAGUGACAAGCAAUUGUAAAAAGUUAUUUAUAUGAAGAGCUAACUACAAAAACUAUCCUAAGAAACAUUCAACAUGCUACAGAAGUGAAUACUGUCUGUAAAAGAAGAUUAAUAUAACAGCACUCAUUCUGUUAAUAGUUUUUAUUUUGUAGAGGACAUUUAAGACUGAUUCUGGCUCCCUGCAUGACGUAAUUUUCCCAUGCGUACUGAAUAAAGGACAGAGUGAUACAUUCAGACAA